Cucumis melo (muskmelon) is the source of this 1818-nucleotide messenger RNA. RefSeq lists its product as uncharacterized. NCBI's taxonomy places the organism in Eukaryota, Viridiplantae, Streptophyta, Magnoliopsida, Cucurbitales, Cucurbitaceae. Gene Ontology annotation, cellular component: mitochondrial inner membrane. Gene Ontology annotation, biological process: mitochondrial respiratory chain complex I assembly. The record is from RefSeq and is a predicted model, not a curated record. The coding region runs from base 86 to 529 and encodes 147 amino acids. The transcript has 4 exons.
AGUUCAUGUCCUAAACAAGAAAACUAAAAGAGAAAAAGGGAUUUGGGGGCGAAACUCCGGGACGGAGACACGGCGCCUGAGAAAAAUGGCGGCAAGGCAGAAAGCGGUGGCGACGCUGCCUAGUCUGAUUAGAACCCUUAAAAACGAUCGCCGGAAGCCUGGUUUCAGCCAGCCUCUGCCGUCGUUGAGACGCGCAUUUUCACUUUACGAUCAGAUCAAUCUCAUCGACAAUGUCCCUAAAGAUCAGCUUCGUUUUCAACGGUAUACUGAGACGGGGUUCACUGUGAAUGGAGUGGAUUAUGAGGGCAGCUUGCUUUGCGUUGGGAACUUGUUGAUGUCUUGGAGUCCUAAGAAAUUUUCGGAAAUUACGCCUGACAGCUUAUCUAUCUUCCAGAUUGUGCGCCCUAUUCCAGAAAUUCUAGUACUUGGCUGUGGGAGAUAUACUGAACCAGUAAAUCCUGAAUUGAGGCAGUUCAUUCGUUCCACUGGCAUGAAGUUGGAAGCUGUAGACACGGUACUUUUUGUUUGAAAUUAUGUUGCUUGUUCUGUAGUCGAAUUUGUCUUGAUCUAUAAGGUAAUUACUUUUCAUGCAUCUGAAAAUCAAGAUUUUGAGCUAUCUUACGAGUCUGUGACUAUUGGUGGGAAACAGUAUAUUCUUUGUUUAGGAUAAGAGAUAGGUGCGGAAACAUCCACCAACCAUAGUAGCCUUGUCAAAAGAGAUUGUAGUGGGUUACUGUAUUGUCUAGUUUCUGAUAAGAUGAAUUAAUGUGUCAUCAAUGCACCAGUAACAUCCUCUUUUCCUUGCAAUCCCUUGAUCAGAUGGGUAUUAAAGACUUUUUAGUGUAAGAUAUUAAAAACCACAUGUUCCUUCACUAAUAAAAAGAAAAAAGAAAAAACUAACCCACGUGAUGUUGUAGUGGAAAUAGAGUGAUUUGAAUUAUAGGUGAUAUUUGAGAACAGAGUUGAGUUCAACUGUUCAAGAACUAUCUUUAGUGCCCACAUAUGUCAACUUUUGCUUAAGAAAGAAACAAGUGCGCUGCCGUUGAGUAAAUUACCAAUUACAAUGAUCAUCUGGCCGGGGACUUGCUAGUUUGAAUAGUGGGCUGUUUGGAAUCCCGAAUGGACUCAUUUUGUCUAAAUUUAACCAGUUUUUGACACGAUGGACAAUUUGUUACUGUAGAUCAAGUAGUUAUCUGCACUCUCUCUUUCUCUCAAGGCAGUUCAUCCAUGUCCAGCAAUUCUCUUCAUAUCCUAUGUAUUUCCGUACACUACAAACCUAGUCCAUAUUUAAUAUUUGAAAAAUGAGGGUACUUCAGAUAUAGGACAGAAUUAUGCACUCUACUUGGGAAGGGGGCUUUCUCUUCUUGUACAAGUACUUUUCACUUAACCUUUAACCUUAGACCUUGGGGAGGUCGAGAGUAUAUGUAUAGACCAGUUCACCUAUGUUCAAGUUGGCACGUUUAUUCUUAACAAAGCUUUGUUAUUUGCAGAGAAAUGCAGCAUCAACAUAUAAUAUCCUAAAUGAGGAAGGUAGAAUUGUGGCUGCAGCACUUCUGCCUUAUGGAGUUUCUUCAUGACCCACCGCCCAGAGCCAGACUCAGUCAUUGUUAUGGAUGCCUCUACAAUUGCAGGAUUCUUCUAUCUCUCAAAUCUUACAAGUAUUACUCAGCCCUUUGAUCUCUACUCAUUUGUAGACUGACUACAAGUCACUUGGUCCUUUUUGCUGUAUAGAUAUACUGUUGUUGUCAUAACCUGCCAUCAAGAAUUUUGGCAAUAAGUUUUUGGCAGUUUAUAUACAUUCAAGAAAAAUUAAGUUCA